Molecule: messenger RNA, 303 nt
Organism: Aspergillus homomorphus CBS 101889
Lineage: Eukaryota; Fungi; Ascomycota; Eurotiomycetes; Eurotiales; Aspergillaceae
Exons: 2
Coding region: 1-303 (100 amino acids)
Source: RefSeq, a predicted model, not a curated record
AUGCCCUCCAUCAUCCCCGAACUGGGGCCCUACCGGGUGGUCGCCCACCCCUCCCCUCUCCCGAAGGGAGCGCUCAUCCCGUAUAUGCGCGUGAUCGACGUGCUCCCCUACGGCCUCAUCAACACGCGCAUAGCCUACUGUCACAACGACCCGGACGUCCCCUUCGAUUGGGAAGGCGCCAAGCUCUACCUGCUAGCAGCGUUCCGGGAGCGACGCGUCGAGGACCCCGACGCCAUCGGCUUCAGCGGCACGAUCUUCUGCAACGAUUGGUGUCGCCAGUACUACUGGCUCUGCAUGGUCUGA